Molecule: messenger RNA, 987 nt
Organism: Lathyrus sativus (Indian pea)
Lineage: Eukaryota; Viridiplantae; Streptophyta; Magnoliopsida; Fabales; Fabaceae
Source: the annotation of a GenBank genome assembly
AUGGGAAGAUCCCCAUGUUGUGAUGAGAAUGGCCUCAAGAAAGGACCUUGGACUACUGAAGAAGAUCAAAAGCUUGUUGAACACAUUCAACAACAUGGCCAUGGCAGUUGGAGAGCACUCCCUAAGCUAGCAGGUCUUAAUAGAUGUGGAAAGAGUUGUAGACUAAGGUGGACAAAUUAUUUAAGGCCUGAUAUUAAGAGAGGAAAAUUUUCUCAAGAAGAAGAACAAACAAUUCUUCAUCUUCAUUCAAUCCUUGGAAACAAAUGGUCUGCAAUUGCCACGCAUCUACCAGGAAGAACAGAUAACGAGAUAAAGAACUUCUGGAACACGCAUUUAAAGAAAAAGUUGAUUCAAAUGGGUUUUGAUCCAAUGACUCACCAACCAAGAACCGAUCUUGUUUCCACUUUGCCAUAUUUACUAGCUUUGGCAAACAUGACAGAUCUUAUGGAUCAUCAUCAGUCAUCAUCAUGGGAUGCAAUGAGUAGUUUACAAGCAGAUGCAGUUCAUGUUGCGAAACUCCAAUGCCUUCAUUAUUUACUCCAAUCUUCAAACAUUAAUAAUUCAUAUGACCAAAAUGCCAUCAGCAUCACAAACAUGGAACACCAACAACAACAAGAACUUUUAUCUAAUGUGAAACAAAACAUAAUAAUUGAUGCUGAUAGUACUCAUGCAGCCUCAUUUUCUCAACCACUCCCCCACCAAAGUAUGAUACCUCAACACUUUUUAGACCCACCACAAGUCUCUUUCAGUUCACAAUCAUGUUUGAAUAACGAACAGGGUCAAAAUGGUACUAUUACAAACUUUGCAACAGUUGAUGAAACAUCAUGGAUUAAUAAUGUUCCAUGUUCUGCUCCAAUAUCAAUUAUUCCUCCAGAUGCUAGCAGCAGCACUUCUAGCUAUGGAGGAGGAGGAGGAGGAGGACCAUCUGCAACAGCUUAUUGGUCGGAACUUUUUUUUGAGGACCCCAUUAUGCAUGAUUUAUCUUAG